Molecule: messenger RNA, 1090 nt
Organism: Gadus chalcogrammus (walleye pollock)
Lineage: Eukaryota; Metazoa; Chordata; Actinopteri; Gadiformes; Gadidae
Product: PHD finger protein 12-like
Exons: 4
Coding region: 72-545 (157 amino acids)
Source: RefSeq, a predicted model, not a curated record
ACCUCCUGUGCUGCGACCACUGCCCUGCGGCCUUCCACCUCCAGUGCUGCAACCCUCCGUUGAGCGAAGAAAUGCUGCCACCUGGGGAAUGGAUGUGUCAUCGUUGUAAUGUUCGAAAAAAGAAGCGGGAGCAGAAGUCCGACCAGACCAACGGCCUGCCGGACAAGCUGGUGUCGAAGCGUGCAGCGUCGCCGGCCGUGGAGCUGGAGCUCAACCCCGGCGCCCUGCGUCUGGACGGCCUGCCGCCCGGGGCCGGCGCCGCGGGGCCCGGCCUGAGGGUGGCCCAGGUCCGCCUGCUGGACCGCCGGAGCAGCAGCAGACCCAGCAGUCGUCCAGGCACGCCCACCUCAAACAGUUCGUCCACGCCCACGCCGUCUGAGGACCAGAACGACGGCGAGGAGGAGGCGGAGGCCGAGGAGGAGGCGCUGGGCUCAGAGCUGGAGGGCUCCUCCAAUCUGGCCCCGGCACCGCGCCUCCUGAAGACCCUUCCAGCUGCUGAUCGCUGCUGCCAUGGAGAGGAACCCCACGCAGUUCCAACUGCCUAAUGAGCUGACCUGCACCACCGCACUUCCAGGUAGCAGCAAAAGGAGGAAAAAAGAGGAACUGCUUGGCAGGCCGUUCAGGAGGCCACAGCAUGAGCUGGACUCCAACGGCCUUGUCCCUCUACCGGUCAAAGUCUGCUUCUCCUGUGGAAGGUUUGUGUUUCAACUCUUUAGUCAGACUUGGGGGACAUUCUCAUUACCUGACCUAAUAAGAUACAUCAUAACUAGACAUGUUGCAGCAUUUUUCAAACGAAUAUCUGAAUAUUCAGUGAAGAAAAAGUCCAUUAUUAUAGGGCUUGGUAUUGCCAGGUACCUCACAAUUCAAUUUGAUUCUUUAGGUCUUUAUUCGAUUCGAUUUCGAUAAUUCGAUAUAAUCCAAUUGCUUCGAUAUCGAUUCAAUAAUGCGUGCGGAUGACAAAAACAGCUAAAUAUUAUUUAGAAUUAACCAUUUCAUAAUGAAUUAACCAUUUCAUUGUGCUUUAACUGGCAAAAAGGAAUACACCAUUGUAUAGUAUUGUUCCUGAGCUAAACUUGCAGCAUAAAAGUAA